AUGCCACACAUAGUCUUGCUAGGGACGCUCGACACAAAGCUACCCGAGAUACUUCAUCUUCACUCCCGACUGGAAGCUCUCUCCUCGCCUGAUACAUCCAUCACCUUGAUUGAUUGCGGCCGUACACUCGUAAAACACCCUGCCAUCAGCAUCACUCAGGAUGAGCUGGUCACAAGAUACGGUACGAAGCAGGAACAAGACACUUUGCAAGAUCUGCCGCGCGGUGAAAUCAUCAAAUACAUGAUCAGUUGCACGACUUUAUGCAUCGGAGAACUACACAAAAAGCAGCCCAUACAUGGCAUUAUCAGUGCUGGAGGCAGUGGAGGCACUAGCCUGGCUUCAGCGGUAAUGCGAACUUUACCAAUCGGUCUGCCUAAGCUCAUCGCGAGCACAGUCGCUUCUGGAGAUACAGGUCCGAUCGUCGGCGAGACUGACAUAACGUUGAUGUACUCGGUAGUAGACAUAGCAGGGACCAACGAGCUUCUGAAAAUCAUUCUGAACAAUGCGGCUGCCGCCGUGGUCGGUAUGUCGUCAGCGUACGAGCAACAACUACAGCUCCAAAAGGACCAGAGCAAAGAGGCUCGCAGGCUACGUGUUGGCAUCACAAUGUUUGGCGUCACCACUCCCUGCGUUGACAAGAUCCGCGAGCAUCUCGAGUCGAACUAUGCAGUUGAGACAUACGUCUUCCACGCUACUGGACACGGAGGCAAGGCAAUGGAGCGGCUGGUCUCAGAAGGCCGCCUUGAUGCCGUGCUUGAUCUGACCACGACCGAGAUCUGCGACUUCCUCAUGGGCGGAAACAUGAGUGCUGGACCCGACCGUCUGGAAGCAGCUUUGAAAGCGGGUAUCCCGACCGUCAUCUCUUUGGGAGCUACUGACAUGGUCAAUUUCGGUCCGAAAGCAACAGUGCCGGAGAAAUUCCAGCAAAGGAAGCUGUUCGAACACAAUCCUACGGUGACUUUGAUGCGUACCACCAAAGACGAAUGCAGGGCUGUAGGUGAAUUGAUUGCGGACAAGAUCAAGCGCUUCGCUGCCGAUCUCAAGAAAGUGCAAAUCACACUACCGAAAGGUGGUGUUAGCAUGAUCGCUACGCCGGGUGGUGUUUUCGAGGACCGCGAUGCCGACGAUGCGUUGAUUGAGACAUUGGCAUCUCGAUUGCAGGACUCAGGAAUCACAAUCGUUCAUGACGAGAGGGACAUCAACGAUGAAGGGUUUGCUGUUGAUAUUGCCAACCAGCUGAUGGAACUGACGCAUCAUAAAUAA
Molecule: messenger RNA, 1263 nt
Organism: Aureobasidium namibiae CBS 147.97
Lineage: Eukaryota; Fungi; Ascomycota; Dothideomycetes; Dothideales; Saccotheciaceae
Exons: 1
Coding region: 1-1263 (420 amino acids)
Source: RefSeq, a predicted model, not a curated record